UCUGUGGGGGGCGGAGCUUCCCACCUCAUCGCCCGUGUGCUCGCACUCCAGGACUUAUCCAGCACAUGAAAUAAUUUUGAUUACAGUAUUCACCACAGCUACGCCCUGACGCCCCUCAGACUGUCUGUUUGUGUUUAAAAUCCCUUUGUCUCCCCCCUCCCCUGCUGCACACUGCAGGUGAAUAUGCAAAACUCACCUGAGAAGGAACCAAGGAGCACUGUUUCUGUUAGAGAAGUUUUAUUUGUGUUGUGGAAUAAACCAGAACAUUUGGAGGCUUUGUGUGUGUGUGUGUGUGUUGUGGUUUGCCGUCACGUGUUCAUCGCUCAGCAAACAGCCCUUCCCAGUUCUUUCUGCAUACGCACAUCAAACAUUCCUCUUUGCUGUGUUACCUUUUCACUAAAUUUCUUGUCGGACUCGCUUAGCAGUACCUGUGUGACUUGGUUAAAAGGCAAGCGUUUAGGACUCCGGUAACAAAUUGUUCCAUAUGAUGGCAUCGCGCCAGUCAGCAGCCGAUACUUUGUUCGCAUUUUAUUGAACAAGUAAAUUUCCUGGGAAAUGGCCAUUCAAAGUGUCAGGCUUUUCUCUUUUCUGCUGGUGUCGGUAACCUGCCUCAUUCUUGUAGUCCUGUUCCAGGGUAAUUUACCAGGAAGCAACCGCUGGACAAAUGUCUUCCGAUCCAGAGGAGAAAACGGCUCACUUAAAAAUGAUGAAACAUGGGAAACAGAAAAUACCAUAAAUUACAGGACCACCCGAAGGAAUACAGUGACAGCACCAAAAACUGAAACAAAGACCACCCCAGCUGAGACUCCUAUUCCCAUGUUAUAUUUAAAAUCUUUUGGCAAGCUUCCCCAGUGGGGUUUUGAGGACGUUUAUAACCAGGAUGUUCCACCUAGACCGACAACAUGUGCCCAGUCUCUGCAUAACUCCAAGGACGAGGCCUUCCAGAAGACUUUCCUGCCCAACGUAUGCCUGUUUCUGCACAGAGACAACAUGAAUAUGAGCGAGUGGAACAGACUUUCACAUCAUAACAACCCGUUUGGGUUUAUGCAAAUGAAAUAUGAUGAGGUAAUGCCUGCAUUAAAGAUGAUUCCUAAGCCAACAGAACCGCUGCUCCUUCCGAAACCAGGCGGCGAUGGUUGCAUUCACUGUGCUGUGGUAGGAACCGGAGGCAUCCUCAACGGUUCUAAAAUGGGAGCUGAGAUUGAUGCGCAUGAUUAUGUUUUCCGGAUGAACGGUGCAGCAAUCAAGGGUUAUGAGGAAGACGUUGGGAGAAGAACGUCGGUGUACGUUCAUACCGCCCACUCAAUCACUACAUCGCCUAUCUUAUUAGGAGAAUAUGGUUACAAAUCUGCCCCACACGAUGAGGGAAUAAAAUAUGUCCUGAUUCCUGAGGGAGUCAGGGACUUCCAGUGGCUCCAGGCUCUUCACAAUGGAAGCAAAGUCUCUUCUGGUGAAUAUGAAAAUGAAGAUGCCAGAGCCUACUAUUCAGGACAGUUCAAUGAGAGCCGCUUUUAUGUUCUACACCAAGAUUUUAUGCGAUACGUACGGAACAGGUUUUUAAGAUCUAAUUACCUGGACACAGAGUACUGGUCAAUUGUCCGACCAACCAACGGGGCGUUUGCCAUCUUCUUAGCUCUGCACACCUGUGACACGGUGAGUGCGUAUGGCUUCAUGACAGAAGACUAUGGCAAAUACUCCAACUACUAUGUUGAAAAGAGACGGAAAACAGAAAUCAUUUUUUACGYCAACCACGACUACAUUCUGGAGAAGGAUCUGUGGAAGAGUUUCCACGACAGAAAAAUAAUGAAGCUGUACCAAAGAACUGAAAGUCAAACAGAGACAGAAAAGCCAAAGCAACUCUGACACUGAAAACCUUGACUCCAGCAUCGAAAGCUGACUCUGUUUUUUUUACUGUUCGUUUAAAAAAAUCUUAUGAGAAGGUUAAAUCUGUUGUCUACAAUCAUUAAGAAUGGGCUUUAYAAGUGCACUUAAAAUUUAAAAUGCAGUAUUCAACUCAUCAUUGCUGUUGUGAAACAAUGUGAAAGAGGCUGACAAGAAGAAUUUGGCCGUUGAAAACAGCUGUGGUAUGAAGUCAAGCCAUGUACUUUGGAGAAAUGAAGCUGAAAAUAAGCUGCCGAGGUUGAAGAAAUUGUGAUUUAUUUUUUAAAUUUAUUUGUCAUUCUGAAACAGUAUUUGUGUGUUUGUGUAAUAUGUUAAAUACUUU
Molecule: messenger RNA, 2224 nt
Organism: Austrofundulus limnaeus
Lineage: Eukaryota; Metazoa; Chordata; Actinopteri; Cyprinodontiformes; Rivulidae
Product: alpha-N-acetylgalactosaminide alpha-2,6-sialyltransferase 1
Exons: 9
Coding region: 556-1863 (435 amino acids)
Biological process (GO): oligosaccharide biosynthetic process
Molecular function (GO): alpha-N-acetylgalactosaminide alpha-2,6-sialyltransferase activity
Source: RefSeq, a predicted model, not a curated record